Orbilia oligospora ATCC 24927 is the source of this 495-nucleotide messenger RNA. RefSeq lists its product as uncharacterized. NCBI's taxonomy places the organism in Eukaryota, Fungi, Ascomycota, Orbiliomycetes, Orbiliales, Orbiliaceae. The record is from RefSeq and is a predicted model, not a curated record. The transcript is spliced from 2 exons. The coding region runs from base 1 to 495 and encodes 164 amino acids.
AUGUGUAUCGUCAACGAAUAUAUCUCCCGUACAGGCUGCGGCCACAAUGUCGAUGUAUUUAGGAGAUGCGCAAAGGCUAUCAAUGAAGGUCAAAUACAAUGUGACUCAACCUAUAUCGCCAAACCUAUCUCUUUGGAGAACAAGCGCUGCGAAAAUUGUGAAAGCAACGAUAAGAAUGAAGUCCCUCAAAAUCAAAAGCCAAAACCAAACCGGGCUAAAGAUCUUUUCGACAAACUUCUGCAGUACCCCCGUCGUAUUAAACAUGAUACUCACGAGAGAUUUUCUCCCCCAAGGCGGCAACAAGUGGCAUCGAUGGCUAAUGGGAGGUGGAAAGGGGGCCAGGGAAUUAGAAAGACACGACCUAAGUCGAGGAAAAGGGAUCGAAUCGAGUUCGAUGCGGCCUGCGUUGAUUACCUGACCAUGGAGCUUGACUAUGGAGAAGCCAAAGAAAAUAAUCGACUUAAACCCGGUCGUAAGCACACUGGGCCUGUAUAA